ACCUGAACUCCAGACCUGAACUCCUGACCUGAACUCCAGACCUGAACUCCUGACCUGAGCUCCAGACCUGAGCUCCAGACCUGAGCUCCAGACCUGAACUCCAGACCUGAGCUCCAGACCUGAACUCCAGACCUGAACUCCAGACCUGAGCCCAGACCUGAACUCCUGACCUGAACUCCUGACCUGAACUCCAGACCUGUGUUCCAGACCUGAGCAGUUGGAAGAUGAGAAGUUUGGUCCUGGUCUCACUGUGUUUCUCAACAUGUCUGCUCCUGGCUGACAGCCGGCAUCCAACCUGUAACUUCAUGUUGGAGGUGGAGAGAGACCAGCUGGAGUGUGUGAAGCGGCUGACGGAGGAGGAGGGCGGCGGCGGCGGCGGCGGCGGCGGCCCAAAAGUCGCUGGCUGCAAAGGAACGUGGGACAACAUCGCGUGUUGGGAUCGAGCCGAGAUCGGAGAGACGGUCACCAUCCCCUGUCCUCGAGUCCUCAAGACUCUAUUCGGCAGAAAUGGGAACAUCAGCAGGAACUGCUCGUCUGCCGGAUGGUCGGACGUUUUCCCAAACAUCAGCAGUGUGUGUGAGUCGGACACGAGCCAGGACAAGCUCGUCUUCUACGUGGUGGUGCAGACGCUCUACACUCUGGGUCACAGUCUGUCUUUGAUCGCCCUCACCACAGGGAGCGCCAUCCUCUGCCUGUUCCGGAAGCUCCACUGCACCAGGAACUACAUCCACCUCAACCUCUUCUUCUCCUUCAUCCUGAGAGCCGUGGCCGUGCUGGUCAAGGACGACAUCCUCUUCAACCGAACCUCGCAGUGCUCCAACCAGUCGUCACUGGUUGGAUGUAAAGCCAGCCUGGUAUUUUUCCAGUACUUCAUCAUGGCUAACUUCUUCUGGCUGCUGGUGGAGGGUCUGUACCUCCACACUCUGCUCGUCGUCAUCUUCUCCGAGAACAGACACUUCAUCGUCUACAUGUUCAUCGGCUGGGGAAUCCCCACUGUGUUCGUCUUUGCAUGGACGAUGGCGAGGGUUUAUCUGGAAGACACCGGAUGCUGGGAGAGGAAUGACAACCCUACACCCAACUGGGUGAUCAAUGGACCUAUUGGAUUCUCCAUUAUGGUGAAUUUCAUCCUCUUCAUCAGCAUCAUUCGGAUCUUGGUUCAGAAGCUGAGGUGCCCUGACGUGGGCGGCAACGACCAAUCACAAUACAGGAGGUUAGCCAAAUCCACUCUCCUGCUGAUCCCUCUGUUUGGGAUCCACUACGUGGUCUUCGCGUCGCUCAGUGAAUCCAUCGCAGAAGAUUAUAAAAUAUUUUUUGACCUGGCCCUCGGGUCCUUUCAGGGUCUGGUGGUGGCCAUCCUGUACUGUUUCCUCAACAGUGAGGUCCAAGGCGAGCUGAAGAGGAAGUGGAGGAGCGUGUGUCUGAACUGUCGUCCGAGCAGAGAUCGCCGCUUCAACAGCGCCUUCGCCUCCAGGAACGGCUCGGAGCACAUGAUGCAGUUGCACCGCAACUCCCGAACCCAGUCCAUCCUGCAGUCGGAGACCUCGGUGCUGUGAGGACUGGACACCACAACAAAUGCAGUCUUCAGGUGUCAGCUUUACAAACCUCUGUGAGGCGUCGUGGAGGCGCCGUGACUGGACCUCAAGGACCCUCGGAUCUGUCCUAUACGGGCGUGCAAGUGAGAGAGACGCAGUGUUUUUAGUUCGUGUUGAGAGUCGAGACAUUUGAAGCCAACUGCACAUUUAACCUGCUCUUCCUGGAGCCGUGCACAUGAGUGAGGUAUGACAUGUAUAUAUUUUAACUUGUAUAUGUUACACGUAUGAAUUAAAUAUUUAUAAAAUAUAAAUGGUGCCAUUUAUCUCUUCAGGGACGGCACAGCUUUUGGCUUUAGGAUGGAAAACAUGUCCCUUACUGUCUUAUUUUUACUGUAUCAACGAUAGAAAUACACAUAUUUAUAUAGCUGAUAAAUAAACAGGGUAUUUAAAAUAAGCAUAUUUCUCAAAUGAGAACUAUAAGGCCAUAGAAACAGACGAUGUGUGUUAAUGGAAGUGAAACAUUUAAGAAAGGAAACAACUAUUUCAUGCAAAGAGGGAAAUGUUUGCAAUACUGUAAUAAACCAGUCAGCGUAACUGACCUGGAAGAAAUCAAUCCCAUCAUAAUAUCAGAUGUAAGACGAGUCCCAGUGAAACAGCAGCAUGAGUCGUCUUUCAGGAAACACAGACAGAGGAGUUAAACUCUUUCCCAUGGCUUCCAUCUGAUUCUACCCAUUCUCAUGCUUUACCCAACAUUAACCACUGAGGUAUAAAAUCUGAAAACACUUCUGAAUACUUUGUCGAGCAAAGUAUUCCGCCGUUUAAUUUGGAGGAAUUGUUGAGGCCAAAAGAUCCAGUGGUAAAUUCCUACUUCUUUGCUGCAUCCACACAACGACUGCAUGUUCUCGUUUAAAACCAUCAGCUCCGUGACAGAAACGCCGGGUGUCCACACGACUCCGGAGUUUCAAAGCCGCUGAAGCGUAGAAACUUGGAACACGUGGACAAGUUCUGUUUCGGUUUGUAUCGCUGGAUGUCUCAGAAACUACCUUGGUCCACGUCAGUGAAAUCUGACAGAAAUUCAGGCCUUAUUCAUGCCGCGGUACACAGCACUUGCAUGAUAAUCUUGGUAUUUGCCUUUUCUUUUAUUGCCCUUGCUGCUUGUCAUCGUGUGAUUUUCUUGGAGAUUUUAAACUGUGUCAAGCGAUGGCAACAAAAAAGGAAAAGUCCGCUUUUUUUUGUAAUGUGCUUUGUUUUUCUUUUUCCUGUUGUGUGUUCAUCUUUGCCACAAGACAAAGAAAUCUGGUGACACUUGACUUAAGAAAUACAGAUUGAGUCUAUUUUUUGCGUGGUCCCAUUUCCACCACACACAUCCCAUUAAUAAGAUCUUUGGUGAACAAAGGUUUAAAGCUGCUUACUGUCCUGAAUUGUUCUUCUUGAUUUGAUUUAACUUUGCGGCCGUUCCCAUUUUAUACUAAUCAUAUUUCAAAAUUACAAAAAUGUAAUGAUUUAAGUUUAUAUAGCAGCCAGACCCCGCCUUAAAACUAAUGACAAAACACCAAAAUUAAAUUAAAUCGAAUUCUAAGAUGUUCUAAGAAUCUAAGAAUCUGCUUGCGUUAAUCAGAAGGAGCAAAAUAAGUAAAUGUUUAUAUAUUUGGCAACAAUUUUUUGUAAUUAAUUUCACAGGUGUGGUAUUUAAAUGGAGAUUAACAGGGGGCCGAGGUUUGAACCUUGGGGAACUCCACAAUUCAAA
Molecule: messenger RNA, 3279 nt
Organism: Hippoglossus stenolepis (Pacific halibut)
Lineage: Eukaryota; Metazoa; Chordata; Actinopteri; Pleuronectiformes; Pleuronectidae
Gene: vipr2
Product: vasoactive intestinal peptide receptor 2
Exons: 13
Coding region: 225-1553 (442 amino acids)
Biological process (GO): adenylate cyclase-modulating G protein-coupled receptor signaling pathway; cell surface receptor signaling pathway
Cellular component (GO): plasma membrane
Molecular function (GO): vasoactive intestinal polypeptide receptor activity; G protein-coupled peptide receptor activity; peptide hormone binding
Source: RefSeq, a predicted model, not a curated record